This is a messenger RNA of Rubroshorea leprosula, 661 nucleotides long. The record is from the annotation of a GenBank genome assembly. Lineage: Eukaryota; Viridiplantae; Streptophyta; Magnoliopsida; Malvales; Dipterocarpaceae.
CAUUGCAGACAAUAAGAGGAAAGGAGGAAAAGAGAGCGAGAGAGAGAGAGAGAGAGAGAGAGAGAGAGAGAGAGAAAAGGAAAGGAGCAGAAAAUGAGGCCUACAGCUGCUGCUAACACAAAACCAAGCACCAACCUGAAGGAUUCUCCCAUACCGUACCUCUUUGGCAGCUUGGGUCUAGUGUUCUUACUAAUAGCUGUGGCAUUGGUAACUCUGCUUUGCUCCUAUUGCAGAAAACGACCCUCACCGAGCUCAUUAUCAAGCGAAGAAAAACCACAAAUACUGCCCAUCUGUUUGGUGAUUGAUGCAGAACCCAAGAUUGCGGUGAUCAUGCCCGGAGAUGACAAGCCUACCCACUUGGCAGAACCAAUCACUAGCACUACUACUCCUCCAUCAAUAUGUCGCUGCCAACACGUUCAAGAAGAUCGCUAGAAAACUUAUGCUUUUAGAACUCAAAUACAAUAUCCCAUGAUGAAUGUGUUUCUUAACUUUCUCCUGCACAAUAUUUUAUAAUUUGUAGUAUUGGAGCUUGAGGUCGGAAGAGAAUAGUGUAAAAUAGAUGAGGAGUGAGCGUAGAACAUAGUUGAAAUUCUCUCAUCAACUGAAUUUUCAUGUUCAUUUGAAGAGGGUUUUCUUAACCUAAUGAACUUUUUUAUUUAAG